Messenger RNA from Myotis lucifugus (little brown bat), 3950 nucleotides. It is a transcript of the gene PHF19, whose product is annotated as PHD finger protein 19. The record is from RefSeq and is a predicted model, not a curated record. Gene Ontology annotation, molecular function: DNA binding; chromatin binding. Gene Ontology annotation, cellular component: nucleus. Lineage: Eukaryota; Metazoa; Chordata; Mammalia; Chiroptera; Vespertilionidae. Bases 40 to 1782 code for a protein of 580 amino acids. The transcript has 15 exons. Gene Ontology annotation, biological process: chromatin organization; regulation of DNA-templated transcription.
AGUCACUUUGGAGCAAAAGGAUAGUAAGAGUGGAAACCGAUGGAGAAUCGAGCUCUGGACCCAGGGACUCGGGACUCCUAUGGUGCCACCAGUCACCUCCCCAACAAGGGGGCCCUGGCAAAAGCCAAGAACAACUUCAAAGACCUGAUGUCCAAGCUGACGGAGGGCCAGUAUGUGCUGUGCCGGUGGACAGAUGGACUGUAUUACCUUGGGAAGAUCAAGAGGGUCAGCAGUUCAAAGCAGAGCUGCCUUGUGACUUUUGAAGAUAAUUCCAAAUACUGGGUCCUGUGGAAGGACAUACAGCAUGCUGGUGUUCCGGGGGAGGAGCCCAAGUGUAACAUCUGCCUGGGGAAGACAUCAGGGCCACUGAAUGAGAUCCUCAUCUGUGGCAAGUGUGGCCUGGGUUACCACCAGCAGUGCCACAUCCCCAUAGCAGGCAGUGCCGACCGGUCCCUGCUCACACCUUGGUUCUGCCGACGCUGCAUCUUCGCGCUGGCUGUGCGGAAAGGCGGCGCGGUGAAGAAGGGCGCCAUCGCCAGGACGCUGCAGGCGGUGAAGAUGGUGCUCUCCUACCAGCCUGAGGAACUCGAGUGGGACUCGCCCCACCGCACCAACCAGCAGCAAUGCUACUGCUACUGCGGCGGGCCCGGAGAGUGGUACUUGCGGAUGCUGCAGUGUUACCGGUGCAGGCAGUGGUUCCACGAGGCUUGCACCCAGUGCCUCAAUGAGCCCAUGAUGUUUGGAGACCGGUUCUAUCUGUUCUUCUGCUCCGUGUGUAACCAGGGCCCAGAAUACAUUGAGAGGCUACCCCUGCGAUGGGUGGAUGUAGUUCACCUGGCCCUCUCCACCCUGGGGGUGCAGAGCAAGAAGAAGUACUUUGUCUUUGAGGAGAUUCUGGCCUUCGUCAACCACCACUGGGAGCUCCUGCAGCUCGGCAAGCUCACCAGCACCCCCGUGACGGACCGAGGACCGCAUCUCCUCAAUGCGCUGAACAGUUACAAAAGCCGGUUCCUCUGCGGCAAGGAGAUCAAGAAGAAGAAGUGCAUCUUCCGCCUGCGCAUCCGCGUCCCGCCCAACCCGCCAGGGAAGCUGCUGCCUGACAAGGGCCUGGUGCCCACUGAGUACGGCACCUCCUCUGAGCUGCGUAAGAGAGGAAAGAGCAAGCCUGGUUUGUUGCCUCAUGAAUUCCAGCAGCAGAAAAGGCGAGUUUAUAGAAGAAAAAGAUCAAAGUUUUUGCUGGAAGAUGCUAUUCCCAGUAGCGACUUUACCUCGGCCUGGAGCACCAACCACCACCUGGCCAGCAUAUUUGACUUUUCGCUGGAUGAAAUUCAGAGUUUAAAGAGUGCCAGCUCAGGCCAGACCUUCUUCUCAGACUUGGACUCCACGGAUGCCGCCAGCACCUCUGGCUCCGCCUCCACCAGCCUCUCCUAUGACUCUAGACGGACAGUGGGCAGCCGGAAGAGGAAGCUGGCAGCCACAGCCUACACGCCACUGCGGGCAAAGCGGCGGGCAGCCGAGCUGAGUGGACGCUGCCCCUCGGACAGUGGGGCCGAGGGGGCUUCGGGCCCUGAGAGGGCAGACGAAAGCAUUGACAGCCACACGUUUGAGAGCAUCAGUGAGGACGACUCAUCCCUGUCCCACCUCAAGUCAUCCAUCACUAACUACUUUGGUGCGGCUGGGCGGUUGGCCUGUGGGGAGAAGUACCAGGUGCUGGCUCGGAGGGUCACGCCCGAGGGCAAGGUUCAGUACCUGGUGGAGUGGGAAGGGACCACCCCUUACUGACUAGCCCACAGGGGGUGCCAGGAGCCCUGGAAGCAAAGAGACAGUGGAAGCUGCAGGCUCCCAGGUUCUCUUCAGGGUGGGGACGGGGAGGGAAGCAAGACAGAGCUGCAGGUGCCUGGCCCAGGCCCUCCUGUGCCUCCGCUCUGCCGUUCUGCCUCGGGCCUCAGGCUCAUCACCCCGUUGCCCAUGUCUCUAAGGUCGCAGUGUCCCCACACACUCUGCACUCCUUCAAACUGUUCACCUGUUCCUUCCAAUGUGGGUCGCCCUGGCUCUGGGAUGCUUUUUCCUGAAGCCUGAAUCUGUCUUUGUCCCCGAUUUUGUGUCACUUACCUCUCUCUCCCCUUUUGGGUGUGUGUGUUUAGACACCUACACAUGCAUGCUGUCCCUUGUGUAACUACACACACGAGCCCAGAUAAGGGCAGAACAAGAACCGCUGAGAAAGUGGGUGAUGGUGGGAGCUUUUCUCUCCCACUUUCCUGCCCCGUCCCUCCCGAUCCUUGGGAAUGGUGGUGAGGAUAGGAGGCUUCUGAGAGCCUGUGAGGCAGAGACCGGCCUCUUCACUCCUCAGGCCUUGAGAGUCCAGGGUCUCUGCCUCAGAGGCACCAGCACCAGAGCCCUAUGAAGGCUCGGAGUGAAGGCUAAGGUGUCAGCUUCUGGGGUCCCAGCUUCCUUUCCUUGGCUACACUGCCUCUUGGUGACCAUGGAGUGGGGCCUGGCCUUGCUGGAAUAGGGGUGGCCUUGAAAACCUGAGACAGGGAAGGGGAGUGGGAGGAAAGGAAGGCAUGUCCUGCUAAACCUCCCACUGUUUCUGAACCCUCCCACCCCAGACCACCACACACGCAGCUCAGUACACAUUCACUCACACAUAAGCUUCCAUCCACAUGUGCUCUCACCCUCCAGGCACACACACACACACACACACACACACACACACACUCUCUCUCUCUCUCUCACACUCCCCUCUAGUGACAGCCUGGCUCCUGCCUUUGGCUCUCCCUUGGCCCUCUUCCAGGGACCAUGUGCUGCAACUAAAUGUGAAAGUCCUGCUCCUGCCCCUUCUUUCAGCCCGUGACCCAGCUCUGACCCCAUUGGGAAGCACAGGGGACUUACCCCCUGGCUCCUCUGCUGUAUCCCCUGCCCCCCACCCUGAACUGACAAUCACUUUCUGGGACAGGUUGGGAGUUUUAAAGGGCCUGUGUCAUUCAGUCCCCUCAAAGAGAAGCCCUUGUCAGCGGGAGAUAAAAAGAAUCCUUAGAACCAACAUUAAAACUCAUACCAAUCUGGAGGGAAACCAAAAAUGGGAGGGGACCCCUCAUUUUUGCUGCUUCCAGAAAUAUUAGAAACUGACUCACUUGAUUGAAAAAUGGAACAACGUGCCUUGCCUCGGGGUGGGGGCCGUGCACCAGAUGGGGACCGGACCUGCCAACUGCUGCAUGGCCUUCAGCUUGGCUGGGCUUUGCAGGCUGCCAGCUGCUAAGCGAAGGUGGAUGAACCGUGAGGGGAUGGUUUUUCCAUUCUAGGCUGACCCCCUCCCCACCUGUGAGCCUCCAGGGGUCCCUUGGAUAGUUCAGAUGCCCUUGCCUUAAGCCUCAGCUUCGACAGUGCCUUUUUGAUGGGACCUCACUUCCCCUAGCUUCCCUGGUGUGGACCAGACAGGUGGUCUGGAGGUGGUUUCCCUGGCGUGAAUUAGGGAUGAUCUGAGGUUGGGCCCGGGUCUCCCCCUUCUCAGCCCCAUAGCUGCUGCCACCAAAACCCCAAACGGGGGGUAGGUGGAAGGGGAGCUGAGAAGGCAGCACCCUGCUCGAUCUGUGGCUUCCUGCCUUGCUUCAGAGAGCAUGGCAACCUCCCAGGCCUGCUCUCCAGGCUUCUGAGAGCACAGGAUGAGCCAGGCCUGUCACAGAUGCACCGUCUCUACUUGAGCUCCAGAGAGGCUCUGAGCUGAAGAGGAAAAGGAGGGGAAGGGUAUCUUCCCCACUUGGGAAGUCAGUAUACGGCCUCGCAAGGUCGUGCUGACCCCAUGCCCCAGCCUUUCAUUCGUUCAAGAUCAUAGCUGCAUUACUGCCAACUGACCUUAUGAUAAUCCUGUGCACCUUCUAAAGAUUUAUGGUUUUGAAUUGCUGCUUUUAAUAACAUGUUAUAUUAAAGUUCUAAUUAAUGUGUCUGACUUA